Molecule: messenger RNA, 4885 nt
Organism: Ziziphus jujuba (common jujube)
Lineage: Eukaryota; Viridiplantae; Streptophyta; Magnoliopsida; Rosales; Rhamnaceae
Product: pleiotropic drug resistance protein 1-like
Exons: 23
Coding region: 178-4617 (1479 amino acids)
Cellular component (GO): membrane
Molecular function (GO): ATP hydrolysis activity; ATP binding; ABC-type transporter activity
Source: RefSeq, a predicted model, not a curated record
CAUAUUGAGAACAAGGAAAAAAAAAAAAAAAAAAAAAAAACAGAGAGAGAACAAACAAACAAGCAAAUUACCAAUAAGGUUUUUCUCCCUUUUUGUUUUUUUUUCAAAGCAACUGGGUUCCGAUAUAAGCUAUAGCGUUAUAAGAUCGUACGUUUGAAGGGGAGGUUUUUGCCAAUAAUGGCGAGUAGUGCAAAUGGAAACAGUGAUGAUGUUGAUGAGAAAAUCACCACCACCACCAUGACAGGUGAGAGUUUUCGGAGAAUAACAACAAACCCAACAACAAUAAGCAGUAAUUCAAUUUGGACGAACAUGGAGAUGGGAGCUUUCUCAAGGUCGUCACGUGAGGACGAAGACGAUGAAGAAGCUCUUAAAUGGGCCGCUCUCGAGAGACUUCCAACUUAUAGUCGGUUGAAGAAAGGUUUCUUCGUCACGGGUUCUCCGGGAAACGCACGUGAGAUCGAUGUUAAGAGUCUUGGAUUUCAAGAAAGGAAAGAGUUGGUCGAUAGGUUGGUCGGAGAUGAUGAAGAGGAUCUUUCUCGGUUCUUGUUCAAGCUCAAGAACCGCAUCGAUAGGGUGGCAAUUCGUAUUCCUACAAUAGAAGUCAGAUUUGAGAAUUUAAACGUUGAAGCAGAAGCAUAUGUUGGAAGCAGAGCUUUGCCUACUUUCUUAAACUACUGCUUCAAUUUAUUUGAGGGAUUCUUCAACUUUCUUCAUAUACUUCCAACACGAAAGAAGCAGUUGUCCAUUCUCAAAGAUGUUAGUGGGAUCAUCAAGCCUGGAAGAAUGACACUGCUUUUGGGUCCUCCGAGUUCUGGCAAAUCCACGCUCUUAUUGGCAUUGGCUGGAAAGCUUGACCCGACUCUUAAGUUUUCGGGAAGGGUGACUUACAAUGGCCACGACAUGCAUGAGUUUGUGCCUCAGAGAUCUUCUGCCUAUGUGGACCAGCAUGAUCUCCAUAUUGGAGAAUUGACAGUCCGAGAAACGUUGGCCUUCUCUGCUAGAUGCCAAGGGGUUGGACCACGUUAUGAUAUGCUAGCAGAGUUGGCUAGAAGAGAGAAACAAGCAAAUAUCAAGCCUGACCCAGACGUAGAUGUCUAUAUGAAGGCAAUAGUCGCAAAAGGCCAGGAGGCAAGCAUUGUGACAGAUUAUGUUCUGAAGGUUUUGGGAUUGGAUGCCUGUGCGGAUACCUUGGUGGGAGACCAAUUGUUAAGGGGUAUCUCUGGAGGACAAAAGAAGCGUGUCACAACAGGGGAGAUGCUGGUCGGACCUGCAAAGGCAUUGUUUAUGGACGAAAUAUCCACUGGCUUGGACAGUUCAACAACUUAUCAAAUUGUGAACUCGAUUAAACAAAGUGUUCACAUUCUCCAAGGGACUGCAUUCAUAUCGCUCUUGCAGCCAGCUCCUGAAACUUAUGAUCUUUUCGACGACAUUGUUCUUCUCUCCGAUGGUCAAAUUGUAUAUCAGGGUCCUCGGGAACAAGUUCUUGAGUUCUUUGAAUCCAUGGGUUUUAAGUGUCCCGAGAGGAAAGGCGUGGCAGACUUUCUGCAAGAAGUGACAUCAAGGAAAGACCAGGAGCAAUAUUGGGUAAGGAAAGAUGAGCCUUACAGUUUUAUCUCGGUUGAGGAGUUUGCUGAGGCAUUCCAAUCAUUCCAUGUUGGACGGGUACUUGGAGAUGAACUUGCAACUCCAUUUGACAAAUCAAAGAGCCAUCCAUCUGCUUUGACAACUAAAAAAUAUGGUGUUUCAAAGAAGGAACUCCUGAAAGCUUGCUUCUCAAGAGAGUUCUUGCUUAUGAAAAGGAAUUCAUUUGUCUACUUUUCCAUGCUCUUUCGGCUUGCAAUGACAGCACUGAUAACAAUGUCAGUGUUCUUACGAACUGAGAUGCACCGCAAUUCUGUAAUUGAUGGAGGAAUUUAUCUGGGAGCUUUGUUCUUCAGUUUGAUUACUGUUAUGUUCAAUGGGAUGUCUGAGCUGUCCAUGACUGUUGCUAAGCUUCCUGUCUUUUACAAACAACGAGACCUGCGCUUCUUUCCUCCAUGGGCAUAUGCACUUCCCUCAUGGAUUCUGAAGAUCCCUGUUACAUUUGCAGAAGUGGCUAUUUGGGUUUUCAUUACAUACUAUGUCAUUGGAUUUGAUCCAAAUGUAGGAAGGUUGUUCAGGCAAUUCCUUAUACUCUUUCUUCUCAGUCAGAUGGCUUCUUCGUUGAACCGAUUUAUAGCUGCAGUUGGUCGGAACAUGAUUGUUGCUUCUACCCUUUCCUCAUUAUCUCUAGUUAUACUUUUUUCCUUGGGAGGUUUCGUUCUCUCAAGAGAGCAUAUAAAGAAAUGGUGGAUUUGGGGCUACUGGCUAUCACCCUUGAUGUAUGGUCAAAAUGCAAUAGUAGUUAAUGAGUUUCUUGGGAAAAGUUGGGAUAAGUUUCUUCCAAACUCAGAGGAAUCUCUGGGAGUUGCGGUUUUGAGGUCACGUGGAUUUUUCACUCAAGCAAAUUGGUAUUGGAUAGGAGUAGGGGCAUUGUUGAUAUAUGUAUUACUGUUCAACUUCUGUUUCAGUUUGGCCCUUACUUAUCUCAGCCCUUAUGUGAAGCAGAAUGCUGUUAAAUCAGAAGCAUCUCAAAGCAAUCAAAUUGAUAGCAAGACAAGAGAAAUCAUUAGGUCACAGAGCAGGAAUACUAGUUUUAGUCUACGAGCCAGCAAAGAGAGUGGAGAUCAAGAACUUAAGAGCGCAAGCAGUCCCUCCAGGUCCUUAUCUGUUAGGACCGAAGCUGUUGCUAAUAUGAAUAAGAAGAAAACUGGAAUGAUUCUUCCAUUUGAACCCCAUUUCAUCACUUUCGAGGAUAUCACCUACUCCGUUGACAUGCCACAGGGAAUGAAAGACCAGGGUAUCCUUGAGGAUAAAUUGGUGCUUCUCAAGGGUGUGAGUGGUGCUUUCAGGCCAGGUGUUCUCACAGCUUUGAUGGGUGUAAGUGGUGCUGGUAAAACUACUCUUAUGGAUGUUCUGGCUGGUCGGAAAACUGGAGGAUAUAUAAGUGGAAAUAUCUCAAUUUCUGGUUACCCAAAGAAACAGCAAACAUUUGCUCGGAUUUCUGGAUACUGCGAACAAAAUGACAUCCACUCUCCUCAUGUUACUGUAUAUGAGUCCUUGGUCUAUUCAACAUGGCUGCGUUUGUCCUCAGAAGUCAAUUCUGAAACAAGGAAGAUGUUCGUUGAGGAAGUGAUGGAACUUGUGGAGCUGAACCCAUUAAGACAAGCAAUGGUGGGAUUACCUGGUGUCAAUGGUCUUUCAACGGAGCAGCGCAAGAGGCUAACAAUUGCAGUAGAGCUAGUGGCUAACCCAUCCAUAAUAUUCAUGGAUGAACCAACUUCAGGGCUGGAUGCAAGAGCUGCUGCCAUCGUUAUGAGAACAGUUAGGAAUACUGUGGACACUGGAAGAACAGUUGUGUGUACAAUCCAUCAGCCAAGCAUUGACAUAUUCGAGGCUUUUGAUGAGCUACUCCUAAUGAAGCGAGGAGGACAAGAGAUAUAUGCAGGUCCAUUGGGUCGGCACUCUUGCCAUUUAAUCAAGUACUUUGAGGGAAUUCAAGGAGUCAGUAAAAUUAAAGAUGGUUACAACCCAGCAACAUGGAUGUUGGAAGUUACAACUCCAGCGAAAGAAAGAGAUUUGGGAAUUGAUUUUGCUGAAGUAUACAGAAAUUCUGAACUUUACAAGAGAAACAAAGCACUUAUUGAGGAAUUAAGCCGUCCUGCUCCUGGAUCAAAGGACCUAUAUUUCCCAACUGAAUACUCACAGUCACUUUUCACACAAUGCUUGGCUUGCUUGUGGAAACAACAUUGGUCUUAUUGGCGCAAUCCACACUACACUGCCUUAAGAUUCCUUUUCACGGCCUUUAUGGCCAUAAUAUUUGGGACAAUGUUCUUGAAUCUUGGUUCAAAAUGGACAAAGCAACAAGAUCUUUUCAACGCCAUGGGUUCCAUGUAUGCCGCAGUUCUCUUCCUUGGUAUUAAAAAUUCGACGUUAGUGCAGCCAGUGGUUUCUGUGGAGCGAACAGUCUUUUAUCGAGAACGAGCCGCCGGAAUGUAUUCAGCCCUUGCCUAUGCCUUUGCACAAGUUAUGAUCGAGAUCCCUUAUGUCUUUGCUCAAGCUUUGGUAUAUGGGCUUAUAGUUUACGCAAUGGUUGGAUUCCAAUGGACUUUUGUUAAGUUCUUCUGGUAUCUAUUCUUCAUGUUCUUCACAUUUUUGUACCUCACUUACUAUGGCAUGAUGGCUGUGGCCUUGACUCCAAACCAGCACAUUGCUGCUAUAUGUGCAGUUACAUUUUAUGCAGUGUGGAACCUCUUUUCAGGAUUCGUAAUCCCAAGAACAAGGAUUCCUAUAUGGUGGAGAUGGUAUUACUGGGCAUGUCCACUAGCUUGGACCUUGUACGGUUUGGUUGCAUCACAGUUUGGUGAUGUAAAGGAGGUGAUGGAGACAGGACAAACAGUAGAAGAGUUUUUGAUGGACUACUUCGGAUUUGAUCAUGAUUUCUUGGGAGUUGUUGCAGUUGUGGCUGCUGGGUUCGCACUAGUUUUUGCAUUUGUAUUUGCCUUGUCCAUUAAGAUAUUGAAUUUCCAAACGCGAUAGGAAAUUUUUUCAUUCUUUUGUAGACAAUUUUUUGAGGGGUUAUAAGUGGGUAAAAAUGGAGUGACAAUGAGAUUCAUUUAUACGGUAGAUGGGUGGAAAUGCCAAAGAAACUACACCUAACAUCUAUCAAUAUAUUGUAGAGUUAGAUUCAUUCGGUAGAUUAUAUAAUUGUAAUUAGUGUUAUAUACAAUUUACGUUUAUUUGAUUAGAGACAUAAUUCUUUAUAUACUUGUAAAUUUACAUAUCAUAUUUAUCCAUUACUUGGGUA